This is a messenger RNA of Brettanomyces bruxellensis, 936 nucleotides long. RefSeq lists its product as uncharacterized. The transcript has a single exon. Gene Ontology annotation, molecular function: oxidoreductase activity, acting on NAD(P)H as acceptor. The coding region runs from base 1 to 936 and encodes 311 amino acids. NCBI's taxonomy places the organism in Eukaryota, Fungi, Ascomycota, Pichiomycetes, Pichiales, Pichiaceae. The record is from RefSeq and is a predicted model, not a curated record.
AUGUCUACGCAAUUUAAAUUACCAGUUGGCCCUUCAGGAAUCCCUCUUUUGGGUUUUGGCACGGGAACCAAAUACUUCAAACCUUCUGAUGUGAAGGAGCUCAACCAGUCCUUGGUUAAUAUUUUGGAUACUGCAGCUCAUAAUGGUUUUAUUCAUAUUGAUACGGCAGAAGGUUACGGUAUUUCUGCAGAAGUCUCGACUUUCCUCAAGAAUUUAAAGGAUAUCAAGAGAUCGCAAUUGUUCAUUACCGAUAAGUUCAAUUUAAGCAGAAGGAUUGGUAUUGGUGCAAACGACGAUGCUUCACCAUAUGCUCACUUGAAAAACACGCUAGAUAAUGUGUUCCAUACUGAUUACGUCGACCUUUAUCUUUUACAUGCUCCGUUUAUAACAAAGGAUAAGUUUGGCUUCACUUUGGAGGAGGCAUGGCAAUCAGUUGAGAAACUUUAUGAGGAAGGUUUGGCAAAAAGAAUUGGUGUUUCAAACUUUGCUGUCGAUGAUUUGAAACGGAUUUUAAAGGUCGCCAAGUAUCCACCACAGGUCAAUCAAAUUGAGUUCAACGUUUUUUUGCAAAAUCAGACGCCCGAUAUUGUGGAGUUCUGCAAGAAAAAUAACAUAACUGUGGAGGCAUAUUCUCCAUUAGCUCCAUUGACCAGGGGUGAUCUUACUACUGGAGUUGGUAAGAAGCUUGGUCUAAAGUUGGAUGAAUUGGAAAAGAAAUACAAGAAGACAAAAACACAACUUUUAUUAAGAUGGGUAAUCCAGAGAGGUAUUGUUCCAAUUACUACCACAAGCAAGGUCUCAAGACUUGAUGAAUGGAAGGGCAUUUUUGACUUCACUUUAUCUGAAACGGACGAGGAGGAUAUCACUAAAAUAGGAAAAGAGUAUAAGCCACAAUUUAGAUUGUAUUGGAAGCCAUUCUAUGACAAGUACAACUAA